GACCACCAUUUUUGUUUGGACAAUGGAGAAAUUACUUUUGCAUUCUUAACGAAUAUGUUUAUAAUUAAGCAAUAAACACCGGCCUGAAAAUGUUUAAUUGCAUGACGAAAAGCAUAUGUGAAAGCACAUUUGGCAAGCAGCCACUACAAAUUCGAUAAAAAGCUGUAUCUCUCUCGCGUACAGGUUAAGCAACAGCUGUUAAAAACAAAGAAACAAAACAAAAGAUAUCUAAAAACACACCGCAAAUAUGUUCAAUGGUAUGGUUAAAACCAUACGCGAAAGCAUAGUGGGCACCUACCCAUCCUGCCAUGUGAACUCUCGUCUGGAGGAUCGCAGGGCCAAGCAGCGAGCAAUGCGCCAGGAGCGCAGACGAAAGCCGGAUAAGCCCGAUGAUUUUGUUACCUACGAGGACUCUGGUAGCGAUGAGGAGACGCCCCAACAGCAGGAUGAAGUUCUUAAUACAUCGUAUAAUCUGUGCGAUUAUCUGCGGAGCAGGGAAAGUUCAUUACGCGACCGGCGCAGUGUCAAUGCCGAGUAUACAAGUCGCUAUGUACUCACGCAUGAUAUGCUACGCGAGACGCAGAUCAGUUUGGGCUACAUAAACAAGGUGUUUUGCUCAAAGUGGCUGAGUAAUCGCCAAGUAGUGUUUGGUACCAAGUGCAAUAAACUGCUGGUCUACGAUGUGAAUAUGCGUCGCGUGGAUGCGAUACCCACGUUAUCAAACAGCCGUGCCAAUCAUCCAGAAAUACAAGGUGGUCUGCAUGCCAUUGAAUUGUCACCAAGUCGUUCGUUUCUGGCAACAGGAGCACGAAAUUCCUCAGACAUUGCCGUGUACCGCUUGCCUACGCUGGAUCCGGUUUGCGUGGGUGAGAACGGGCAUCGAGAUUUGAUUAUGGGCAUGUGCUGGCUGGAUGAUCAGUUUCUUGUAUCGGGCUCCAAAGAUUCACGCAUGGCACUGUGGCGCAUCAAUGAAGAUCAUAUGGAAUUUCCAGAUGGUGGCGAGGAAUCUUGUCCGACAUUUGCCACAAUUCAUCCGCUUAGCGUAAAGGAAGUGCGCACCGCACAGCGGAUACGUUCGCUCUGCUUCAAUAAGGAAUUCAAAGAGAUUGCAGCGCUUUCCUUGAACGGCUACAUACAUAUAUUCAAUGCGGAAACUUUCAAGCAAACGCUCUCCCGUAAACUUCCAAAUUGCCAAGACAAUGUAAGCAUUGCCUAUCAUAGCGAUGGCUUGUACGCAGUCGGCUGCAGGUCCUACACAAUAUUGUUGGAUGCCCGCACAUUGCAAACAAUCAAGAAAAUCACAUCACGCUAUAGUGGCUGUGGCAUACGUGCAACAUCUUUUGAAGGCAAUCUGUUGACUGUAGGCACUGGUCUCGGCAUGCUGCUCUUCUAUGACAUACGCGCCGGCAAAUAUUUAGAGAGCAGCGUAAAUGCUUCUCGCACUGUAGCGCUCAAGUGCAGCAAAGGUAUUGUGUACCCGGAGGAUGAAAUGGAUGGCUUUCAGCAGGUAAAAUAUGUGCCUGCCAUUUAUACACACUGCUAUGACAGCACGCGUAUGCGCCUGUUUGCCGCAGGUGGACCGUUACCUGCCACAUUGGUAGGUAAUUAUGCUGGCGUUUGGCAAUAGGUUUCGUUCCUCGGGUAUAGACUUGUCACAAAACUGAUUAGUGCUUGUAAUUUAAAUUAGUUUUCCACGUAUGCUUUUGUUUCUUUUUUUUAAGAUUGCCGACGUGCAAAACAUGUGAUUUAUAAUUUCGCUGACUUUUAUGUUAGGUACAUACUACAUACAUCUAAUAUUGUAAUUAUAUAAUUUUGUGUCUGCAAUUGUAAAGUGUAUGCAUAAACUUCGCAUAGAUUUAGCCAAUCACAUCUCGUAUUUAUAAAUUUUUACCAA
Messenger RNA from Drosophila busckii, 1894 nucleotides. It is a transcript of the gene DCAF12, whose product is annotated as DDB1- and CUL4-associated factor 12. The record is from RefSeq and is a predicted model, not a curated record. Gene Ontology annotation, molecular function: protein binding. Bases 248 to 1627 code for a protein of 459 amino acids. Gene Ontology annotation, cellular component: Cul4-RING E3 ubiquitin ligase complex. The transcript has 5 exons. Lineage: Eukaryota; Metazoa; Arthropoda; Insecta; Diptera; Drosophilidae.